Betta splendens (Siamese fighting fish) is the source of this 2670-nucleotide messenger RNA. RefSeq names its product ankyrin repeat and sterile alpha motif domain containing 3 (gene anks3). Bases 103 to 2019 code for a protein of 638 amino acids. NCBI's taxonomy places the organism in Eukaryota, Metazoa, Chordata, Actinopteri, Anabantiformes, Osphronemidae. Gene Ontology annotation, molecular function: protein binding. Gene Ontology annotation, cellular component: cilium. The record is from RefSeq and is a predicted model, not a curated record. The transcript has 16 exons.
AGCACAUGUGAGUGUGACACACAAAACAAAAAAGUUUGCGCCGCCGACUAAACGAGCGAGUUGUUUCGUUGAACACUGAUUGUUGGUGUGUGGACGCCGAGAAUGUCCGAACUGAGCGAUGAGGCCAGUGAGUCUGAGCAGCUGGGCGCCAGCCUCUCCAUGUGGCUGGGCGAGUCCCUGGUGCGACCCGAGGAGCUGGACGUUCCCCUGGACCUGCACACCGCUUGCUCCAUCGGACAGUACGACGUGGUGGCAGAGUACAUCAAGAAACGUGCGGUGAACCUGGAUGGUAAGAACAUCGGAGGAUGGACCCCGCUGAUGUACGCGUCCUACAUUGGUCAUGACAACAUUGCAAAUCUCCUCUUGGAGGCUGGUGUGAGUGUAAACGCCACCACUGCCAAAGGACUGACCCCACUGAUGCUGGCAGCGAGCUGCGGCAAUGAAAGUAUCGCUUACUUCCUGCUUCAGCAAGGAGCAGAGCUGGAGCUGAAGGAUUCUCGAGGCUGGACCGCUCUGUUCCACUGCACCAGCACAGGCCACCAGCAGAUGGUAAAGUUUCUGCUGGAUAACAACGCUGAUGCCAAUGUCAAAGAACCAGGAUCUGGUUUUACUCCGCUAAUGGAAGCUGCUGCUUCUGGACAUGAGAUCAUAGUUCAGUACCUGCUCGAUCACAAGGUUAAAGUAGAUGUCCGGAAUGCGAAAGGAGAGUCUGCCCGUGCCCUAGCAAUGACGUAUGGCUAUACCAAGAUCGUCAGCUUUAUUGACUCACGUUCUCAAAGGAUCAAAUCAGGACACGUUGAAGACCUGAGCUCCUCGGAGGAGUCGGACAGUGCUUCCCCAAGGAUAAGGCCAGGUCGAAAAGCUAAGGGCAUCAGCAUCCAUGAUGGACCUCAGGCCAUCGCCAAGUUCCGAGUAGGAGGCACCAGCAAACUGUGUGAGCCUACCGUUGUGACACCAGGCUACCAAAGGUUUGAACAGAGUGAGAGCAUCUGCUACCGUGACGUGACUUCACCCAUCAAUGAGUUGGAUGGCCAAAGCAACAGCAGCAGGGAUGACAGUCCGUUGUUUGACAAUGACAUGCUCACAAUGAGGAGCAGCAGUAGCAGCAGCGAAGGCCUGCUUCCUGUCAUGGGCCUCAACUGGGAAGGCUCUAUUGAGAGCAAUGAGGACUCUGAUCAGGGCAAAAAGAGCAGCUCCCGCAGAUUCAAUAAAGGCCAUCACUCGAAAGGAAAGAGCCGCCAUGGAAGCAACGAUGCAGGCAGCACAGGAAACUCUGGGAUUCACUCACAUGUUGUUCCUCCACCCUCCUAUACUGGUCCAAAGGAUCUGGCAGAGUUCUUGGAGCAAAUAGGAUUCUCUAAGUAUCUUCCGUUGCUUGAAAAGCAAGACAUUGACCUGCGGAUAUUUCUCACCCUGACUGAAAAUGACCUAAAAGAAAUUGGAAUCACGUUGUUUGGACCCAAGCGUAAAAUGACUUCAGCAAUUGCGAGGUGGCACAGCAGCGCUUGUCCGCCCAGAGAUGCUUUGGAACAAGCUUAUGCCGACCAGCUUGAGGCUAAGAUGCAAGAGAUGGCCAUUCAGCUGCACAAGCGCUACGAGGAGGUGGAGAGCCUGCAGAGACAGGUGUCUCAGGAGAAGGAGCUCCGAGCUGUGAUGGAGGGAUGUCUGAUGGAGGAUAAGAUGGCCUGGAGGAGAGUCCAGGCUGAGCUGGUGGAGAACCACCGACUGGCCCAGGACAUGAACGCCACACUGGCCAAGGCCCGAGCCUGCCACACUGAACUACUCUCCUGUCUCAGCACUGAUGGGAAUGACCGUUCUUAUAGUUGUUUGGAGGAUAACACAAAAGAUAACACUGGUCUCAAAGCUGGGGAGUGCCUGACACGCUCUAGUGUCGAAGCUGUAAUGAAGAAGUUGGAAUCCUAUGAAGAAGAAAUGGGAGGAACUCUGCAGACUGUGCUUCAGAGUCUGAGACGCCUGAGUGCUCCCGAAAAAGUCACCGAUAGCUGGGAACGACCUUAGCCGUUACAGGUCUUAUUCCAGUAAUAACUGACGGAGGGUGAUCUAACCACCCUGAACAAUCUCACUGAAAUGGGAGACGGACGGCCAAAGCCAAGGCCAGCCCUUGUGGACCACGGCAACCAUCUGGAACUGGCUGAGGGACCAGAGCUCGCCAGAUGUGGACAUGGUCAAGGCCAACCACAGUGGCUGCAGGGAAACUACAAGCAGGCAGAAAGGGAACCUGACCCUCACGCUUGUGCUGGUGCUGGUGUAGACUGGACUCCUGUAGUUGGGCUGUAAAGAAGAAGAGGGUCCUGACCGUGCAUUAGUGGCUAGUCAGAACGACUAUGACUCUCUUCUAUGUGAAAUGGAGCUAAAUGAGUAGGAUUUACAUAUUGGUAGCAUCAGUUCAAAUUUCUGCAGAACGAUACUUUGUGUUUUAUAUUUGAAAAUACUGUCCUGCUGAAUGUAUAAAGAAGACCAAACAAGUCUGUGAAAGCUGUCAACCAUUUUAUGUAGUUCAGUAUUAGAUUCUAGAAGAGGCACAUUAUUAGAGCAAAGAUUUUUCAAAUGAGCUGAAUAUAGUGAUAAGGGCUAGUUAUGUAAUGAAUUAUUAUUAUUAUUAUUAUUAUACUUUGUGUCGCUUCAUUAAAAUGAUUUGUGGCAUCUUGA